This is a messenger RNA of Colletotrichum karsti, 1071 nucleotides long. Its product is annotated as 2OG-Fe(II) oxygenase superfamily protein. NCBI's taxonomy places the organism in Eukaryota, Fungi, Ascomycota, Sordariomycetes, Glomerellales, Glomerellaceae. The coding region runs from base 1 to 1071 and encodes 356 amino acids. The transcript is spliced from 3 exons. The record is from RefSeq and is a predicted model, not a curated record.
AUGUCCCAAACCGCAACCCUUUCUCAGCCCGAGAAACGGACCGUCACCCUGCAGAACGGCACCGUCUUCAGUUUCAACUCCAACACCGCCACGAGUCUCGAGAAGAUCCCCGUCAUCGAUGCGUCGGGUAUCUGGAGCGACGACAUCAAAGAGCGGAAGGCCGUCGCGGAGCAGAUCAGAGAAGCCUCGAAGAACAUCGGCUUCUUCUACCUCAUCAACCAUGGCAUCGAUCAGAGGUUCGCCGACAACACCAUGAACGAAGCGAAACGCUUCUUCGCUCUGCCAGAGGAGAAGAAGAUGGAAGUCUUCACCGGGCUCGUCCCCAACGAGUACGUGGGUUUCCAUCCCAUGGAGUGCUACAACCGAAACGGCUGGAAGCACCAAGACCUGAGCGAAGCGUUCAACUGGGCGUACGACGCGCGAGAAGACCCCGAGGCGGUGGACAAGGACGAAAAGUCCGUCAGCAUCUGGCCGUCCGACCUCCCGGGCUUCCGCGAGAACCUCUACGCCUACCACACGGAGCUCCUCCGCCUCUCGCGCCGGCUGACCCGCAUCUUCGCCCUCGCCCUGCGCCUGCCGGAGGACUACUUCGACCAGUACGUCAAGAGGCCUGAGGCGGGCAUGCGCAUCCUGCACUACCCGGAGCAGAAGCACUCGGUCGACGACCAGAACGGGAUCGGCGCGCACACGGACGUCGAGUGCUUCACCAUCGUGACCCAGGACGCCUCGGGCGGGCUGGAGGUGCUCGGCAAGACGGGCAACUGGGUCAGGGCGGAGCCGAUCCCCGGCUCGUUCGUGGUGAACAUCGCGGACUGCUUCAUGCGGCAGACGAACGACUUCUUCGUCUCGACGAUCCACAGGGUCAUCAACAAGAGCGGGAACGAGAGGUAUUCGGCGCCGUUCUUUUUCGGGUUCGAUAGGCAGAAGGUGCUGGAGCCCGUGCCGACGUGCGUGAGCGAUGAGAACCCGAUGAAGUAUCCCAUCAUGACCGGAGGCGAGUACUAUCAGUGGCGGACGAAUAAGCAGAAGCAGACGAACACGAGGAAUUCAAAGGCGGACCGGGAGGGUUGA